AGUGAGGGGGAAAUUAAAAAAAAUACAGUUUGUAAAAAAUAAUGUAUUAAUCAUAAGCAUAUCAUCAAUUCGAUUUCCUAAGGGAAUGCAAAAUGUACUCCCAGUGACUAUGUGUGUAGGUAAUGCUCUCUGAGCCCUGCAGGACGUCAUGUCUGAAGAGGCCAUCUCAGGAAGCGACCUGGACCCCAGCGUUAACAGCGAAGACGAGGAUCUGGAAGAGGAGGAGGAGAUUGAGGAUGAAGAUGAGGGUGACAACGAUGGAGAUGAUGAAGAUGAUGCAGUUGAUUGUCCAGAGAGUGGCGAGGGCAGUACAGAGACGGAGACCCAGGGAGGGAGGGUCUCCCCCUCAGCUACCUCACCCUCGGAAGAGACUCCCUCUGAGCCCCCGUCUCAGCCCCCCUCCAGGGCUUCCUCCCGGCCCAACUCUAGGCCUGAGUCUCGCUCCCAGCCCCCCUCUGGCCCCAGUUCCCAGCCUCCUUCUCGCCCUGAGAGCCCCAGCCAGGACAAGCCGUCUGCGGCCAAGAAGAAGAAACCGAGGGCCUCAAAGUCCCAGGCCUCAAAGUCCUGUCCUGAGACCCCCAGCAAGGACAAGACCUCAGUUGGCAAAAAGAAGAAACCGAGAACCUCUAAGUCUAAGGAGCCUAAACCUGCUAAACCCUCGAAGACAGUACACAUGAGGAAGAACAUCAGGACGCUGCUGAAGGAGCACCAGAUGGAGGCAGUGACCAAAGCAGCCCAGCAGGAGGAGUUAGAGAGGCUGAGGCGUCUGGAGCAGCAGAGGAAGGACUUCAUGGCACCACCCGUCCAAGAGUUUUCUCCAGCAGUGGAAGCGGUGUCAGGGAGGCCUGGAGAGGAGGAGUUUCAGUGCCAGGGGUCGUUAGAGGCUGCUUUCCUAGCCAGGCAGGACGUAAUCUGCCUGGACAGCAGCGACAGCAGUGGAGAGGAGGAGGAGGACGCCAAGCCACCAGCUAUCCCCACUAUCACACCCACUAUCAGAGACGACGUGAUCGAGCUGAGCUCUGGGGACGACGACACACUGCCGAUCAGCAGCGAUUCGGCCAAUGAAGAUGAAGGUGCGGGGGGCACGGAGGAGAGCAGCGGAGCGCACAUCAACGACUCACUCAACCAACCAGACGCCCAGGGGAGGGUCCUGGUCAACAUCAACCACCCAGCGGAGGAGGAAGACCUGUACCUCGUCCCACAGCUGGCUCGUGCAGUCAAACCUCACCAGGUUGGUGGGAUCCGGUUCCUCUAUGACAACCUGGUGGAGUCUCUGGAGCGCUACAAGGGCAGCAGCGGGUUUGGCUGUAUCCUGGCCCACAGCAUGGGCCUGGGCAAGACCCUGCAGGUCAUCUCCUUCAUAGACAUCCUGCUGCGACACACCGGGGCCCACACCGUACUGGCCAUCGUCCCUGUGAACACGCUCCAGAACUGGUUGGCAGAGUUUAACCUGUGGCUCCCAUCACAAGAGGCCCUGCCCCCUGAUAGUGACCCUGCCACAGUCGCAGGACGCACCUUCAGAGUCCACAUCCUCAAUGACGAGCACAAAACCACGGUGGCCCGGGCUAAGGUAGUGGAGGACUGGUCACGUGGCGGGGGCGUGCUCCUGAUGGGUUAUGAGAUGUACCGCCUGUUGUCCCUGAAGAAGAGCUUUGUGGCGGGCAGGAAGAAGAAGUCCAAGAAGCCCCAGGGACCCGUCAUCAUCGACCUGGACGAAGAGGACAGGCAGCAAGAGCUCAUGAAAGGUAUCGAGAAGGCGCUGGCCAGGCCCGGUCCAGACGUGGUGAUCUGUGACGAGGGCCACCGCAUCAAGAACUACCACGCCAGCACCUCACAGGCCCUGAAGAACAUUCGCUCCAGGCGACGUGUGGUCCUCACGGGCUACCCUCUCCAGAACAACCUGAUAGAGUACUGGUGCAUGGUGGACUUUGUCAGGCCUGACUUCCUGGGCACCAGGCAGGAGUUCAGUAACAUGUUCGAGAGGCCCAUUCUGAACGGGCAGUGUGUGGACAGCACGCCACAGGACGCCAGGUUGAUGAGAUACAGAAGCCACGUGCUGCAUAGCCUGCUGGAGGGGUUCGUCCAGAGGCGAGGCCACGACGUGCUGAGGGACCAGCUGCCCUCCAAGGACGAGCACGUGAUCAUGGUGCGCCUGUCGCCCCUGCAGAGGGCCCUUUACGCUGAGUUUAUGGAUCGCUUCAGAGAGGCAGGCAACAGCGGCUGGCUGGGCCUCAACCCGCUCAAGGCCUUCUGCGUCUGCUGCAAGAUCUGGAACCACCCUGACGUGCUCUAUGAGACCCUUCAGAAGGAGAACCUGGCCAACGAGCAGGAUUUGGACUUGGAUGACAUCACGGCGGCCGCUAACCCCCGCUGCGCUGGCCUGAAGGCCAAAGCGGCCGACUCGGCCAACAGCCGGUCCAACGUUACCCUGCCCCCGCUCAACCCCAUCCAGGAGAGAGCCAAUCAGGUCAUCACCUACGAAUGGGCCAAGGACAUCAUGAGCAACUACCAGACUGGAGUUCUGGAGAACUCCGCCAAGAUGCUGCUGCUCUUCCAUCUGAUCGAUGAGAGCGUGAUCAGAGGAGACAAGAUCCUGGUCUUCAGCCAGAGCUUGUCCACCCUGACUGUCAUUGAAGACUUCCUGACCAGACGACCAAUGCCAGCAGGCCGUGUCUCCCCGGACAACCAUGGCCAGAACCAGACCUGGGUCCGCAACAUCAACUACUACAGGUUGGAUGGGAGUACGUCUGCUUCAGAGCGAGAGAGACUCAUCAACCAGUUCAACGACCCAGAGAACACCUCCACGUGGGUCUUCCUCCUGUCAACGAGGGCGGGCUGCUUGGGGGUGAACCUGAUCGGGGCCAACCGGGUGGUGGUGUUUGAUGCGUCGUGGAACCCGUGUCACGACGCCCAGGCGGUGUGUCGAGUGUACCGCUAUGGCCAGAAGAAGCCCUGCCACAUCUACCGCCUGGUCUGUGACUUUACCCUGGAGAAGAAGAUUUACGACCGACAGGUCUCCAAGCAAGGCAUGUCUGACCGCGUGGUGGAUGACCUGAACCCGGUUCUGACGUUCACCCGCAAGGAGGUGGAGUCUCUGCUGCACUUUGCAGAGGAGGAGCCUGACCCGACCAAAGCCCCUCCCCAGCCCCACAAAGAGAUGGAGACGGUCAUCAGCCAAGCCUGUCAGCUCUACCCCCACCUCAUCACUAAGGAACCCUUCCACCAUGAGUCUCUGCUGGUGGACCGGAAGGAGUCCAAGCUCACUAAAGCAGAGAAGAGAGCCGCUAAGAAGAGCUACGAGGACGAGAAGCGUGCCUCCGUGCCCUACUCUCGCCCCUCCUACGCCCACUACUACCCAACCAGUGACCAGACCCUCAUCAACAUCCCAGCCUUUAACCAGCGCAACUGGCGUCCCAGAGCUCGGGGUGAUGAGAAGCCCGUGGCCAGCGUCCGGCCCGUCCAGUCCACCCCCAUUCCUAUGAUGCCUCGCAUGGCGGGCAUGGGCGUGGCAGGCUCCAGCUCAGGGGUCGGCUACCCCGUCAACUACCUGCAGAAGGCUGGCGUCUACGUCCAGAGGAUUGUCACUACCACUGAUAUAGUGAUCCCAGGAGCCAACAGCACCACUGAUGUCCAGGCCCGUAUCGGUGCAGGAGAGAGUAUCCACAUGAUCAAAGGGUCAAAAGGUACCUACAUCAAGACCAAUGAUGGCAGGAUUUUUGCCGUCCGCUCAGGGAAGCUCAGCAGAGCAGUGCAGGGAGGAACUGCUACCAACAGAGGUUCCCAGGUUUCACUACUUCACGCCAUCGGUAACGGCUGUUCGUCUCCCGCGGAGCGCCAACGGCUGACCCCCGACAGCGCCUUGUGGCCCUCCACCCCCGAGAGCCCCGAGAUCCUACGCGAGCUCAGCCGCUACGCCGUCACCGCGGAUACCGUCACCGUGGGCAAUGAGCUGCCAUCACCAUCGGACACGUUUACAGGGGACAGAGGGGGAGGGGGAAGAACGCAGCAGCACAAUCAAACCACAGAAUCGGACCACAGCCGGCAGUUCAGAGAUGACAUCGGAAUGAGCAUCAGCGACGCUCUGCAACGCUCCAAACGCAAGAUGGCCGAGAGCCGUGGACACAAGCAGGCAGGGGGCAAACGCAGCUCGACAGCAGCCGGUUUCCCCGGCCUCUCCCUGGGCAGCGGCGGCCUCAGCUUCCCCCCCCUGAACCAGGCCUUGGAGGGACACAUGAGCCACCCGCUGCUGAUGGGAGGCAAUUCCUCAUCCCCCUUCCUCCAGUCAGCAGGACAGACUCUGGGAGACCUGCAGGCCAUGUUCCCCUCGGCAGGGGCGGACCUCCUCAACCACGCCUCCUCAGCCACAGGAAGCAACGGACACCUCCCCUCCUCCUCCACCACCUCCUCCUCCACCAACACCAUGCCUGUGUCCUCUGCCUCCACCACCCUGCCCCCCUACCUAAUGAAUCCCAGUGUGGCCGACCUUCUGUCCCCAGGCUUCCCUCUGAACUACAGUCAGUCCCUGCUGCCUGAUCCCAGGAUGUACCCCAACACCCUGGGAGGAGGCCCAGCCAGCUCUGGAGGAAGCUCCAGUUUCCUCUCCCACUACCCCUCUUCCCCCUCCAGCCUCCUGGGUGCAGCCCUGAGCCGGCCUGACACCCAUCACAUGUCCACGGACAACGGCGGCAGCAGCUCGGACGAUGACGUCAUCGAGGUAACAGGACAAUGAGCCAGCAUUCGUUAACCCUGAGUGGAUAAGUUGCAAAAACAAACAACUCCCCGCCCUAACCUGGCUAACCCUCUUAGCCCCCCUCCACACACACACAAACACACACACACACACAGACUCCUAUGAGCGGGCAAGUGAGAGGGAACGAGGCGUACCUCAAUGUGCUUACCAAGACAAAGUAACAAAAUCCUUAUGCUGAAUAUCUUACUGAAGAUUUGCCCGAGCCCCUGAGGUUGGUGAGCCUGAGCACCAGAGACCAUGGAUGGGAAUGGAUGGACUUGUUGUUGUAGGGGACCAGUUGGUUGAACAUGGGGCUUCUAAGCACUGCCUCCACCGCUAUGUCUUCUAGCAUGGCCGUGCAGUUAUUUUACCCCCAUGACGAUUACUGAGGCCUGUCAGGACUCUAUCUCCUCGGAGCGCACAUCAGAUGGUACUAUGUGAUCGUCUGUUGGACCGUUUGCAUUCAAAAUAUAAAAAAAUGUGAUUUUAGAGCCGUUAGCUGUUUGAUAGACAUUGUAGCAAACCCAGUUGGAAAGGAUGAGAAGACAAUAUACACUCCCCUAUAAAUUUAUUUGGACAGUGAAGCUAACAUUUUUACAUUUGCCUCUAUACUCCAGCAUUUUGAAUUUGAGAUCAAGUUUUUCAUGAGGCAACAGUACAAAAUAUCACCCUUUUUUUUGUGUAUUUUCAUACAUACAGUGCCUUCAGAAAGUAUUCACAUCUCUUGACUUAUUGCACAUUUUGAUGUUACAGCCUGAAUUCA
Salvelinus namaycush (lake trout) is the source of this 5492-nucleotide messenger RNA. RefSeq names its product helicase ARIP4-like. The transcript is spliced from 22 exons. Gene Ontology annotation, molecular function: ATP binding; ATP-dependent chromatin remodeler activity; ATP hydrolysis activity. Gene Ontology annotation, cellular component: nucleus. The coding region runs from base 149 to 4729 and encodes 1526 amino acids. The record is from RefSeq and is a predicted model, not a curated record. NCBI's taxonomy places the organism in Eukaryota, Metazoa, Chordata, Actinopteri, Salmoniformes, Salmonidae.